This is a messenger RNA of Microthlaspi erraticum, 312 nucleotides long. The record is from the annotation of a GenBank genome assembly. Lineage: Eukaryota; Viridiplantae; Streptophyta; Magnoliopsida; Brassicales; Brassicaceae.
AUGAGACAAACGAAACUGCAGCCGCCUUUCCGCCUCAAACAUACGUCGCCUCUCAACCCUAGAGGACGCGUCCAUGCCGACUCAGAUCUCCGUCCCCUCGCAACCGCACCGGACGAUGACUGCAGCUCCUUAAGGGACAGUCCAGCCGCUGCCACCACGCACAUAUUUCCGCACUCGCGAGAUCCAUCUCAGAGCCAAUGGGCUACCCUCCAAUCUCCGGUGUCUCAGUUCGUCAUAGAUCAGCUCCACAACAAGCCGUCUCCCAACUCGGCCUCAGUCGAAACUCCCACCGUCUCCGUUCCAUUGGCGUGA